AUGUUCUUACUCUCUCUCCCUCCCUCUGUGGACUGAUGGACCAGAUCCCUGCUAAACAUUUAGUUUGGAGCCGAGCCCAGUCCUGCACACUGCUUUCAAUUAUCUCUCUACCUCUCUCUCUCUCUCUCUCUCUCUCUCUCUUUCUGCUCACACACACUGUUGCUCGCUCGCUCGCUCGCUCACUCACAGGAGUGUUUAGGGGGGAAACGGCGCAGAGAGCGAGGGGGGAAGCAGCCUGGUCGUUUUUCUUCUUCCUUCCUUCCCUCCUUUUUUCCUGCGACACUCGUUUUUAGCUCCACCACAGAGUAAGAAAGAGAGAGAGCGAGAGAGAGAGGGAGGGAGGGCAGAGCGAGGUAGAGUUAGAGUUAGAGGGGAGAGGUUCGGGGGUACGGACGAUGCAACGCGCUCACAAACUCUGACUGCAACACAAAGUGAAAUGCUGCAGCCUCGACUCUGCUGGUUUCUGUCGGCCGUCUUCAUCGUCUUUGUCUCUCCUCUUCCAGCUGAUGGACAGAGAGCUGCAGGACGAGGAGGAGGAGGAGGAGGAGUGGAGAGGAUCCAGGUGAUGUUCACGCCGACAAUCUGCAAGGUGCGCUGCAGCCAGGAGCGAUGUGUCAACUACUGCGAGCGAGGCAACGUCACCACGCUGUACAGCAGCAGCGAGGGGGGAGGAGGAGGAGGAGAGGGAGGAAGGAGAGACGGCUCCCAUGGACCGGGCUUCAGAGUCUUCCUCUGUCCUCUGCUGUGUAAGAACGGAGGCGUCUGCCUGCAGAAGGACCGCUGUCUCUGCCCCGCUGACUUCACCGGGAAGUUCUGCCAGAUGCCCGCCGCCGCCGCCGUAUCUGCAGCGGUGCCGCUGUCCUCCUCAACCAACGAGAUCGAAAAGCCCCCACCGCCGCUCUCCGCCAUGGCGACCAAUCAGGAGCUGACCCAGUCGGAGUUCCUCCUGCCGCUGGGACACAGCCAGGAGGUGGCGAGGUCUGGAGCCCCCGGCCCCUCCCUGGUGAAGGUCCGAGUCCAGCACCCCCCAGAGGCCAGCGUGAAGAUCCACCAGGUCCUGAAGGUGUCUGGGUUCAGUCCGACCCUGCGGACAGUUUCCUCUUCCUCUUCCUCUUCAUCCUCCGCUUCCUCAGGGUCGGCGGGCGCUCCGGCUCCGGCGGUCCAGGCCCAGACGCUGAGGGGGGGCGGCACGUACAACCAGCAGUCCGCGUUCAAGUACUGCUUCAGAGAGGUCAAAGACGGACAGUGCAGCUCUCCUCUGCCAGGGCUGAGGAGCAAGGAGAUGUGCUGCAGAGGGAUCGGGAAGGCCUGGGGGAUCACCGACUGUGUGCUCUGUCCUGAAAACACAGGUCAAAGCAACAGUGGCUGUCCUGCUGGUUUCGAGGGAGCCAAUGGAACGCAGUGUACCGAUGUGAAUGAGUGCCUCCAACCGGGGCUGUGUGAGAACGGGAUCUGUGUGAACACCAGGGGGAGCUAUAGCUGUGUGUGUAGGGAGGGGUUCAUCCUCGACGCCUCACAUGGAAUCUGCAUCUGUAAGUAACACACACAC
Molecule: messenger RNA, 1549 nt
Organism: Morone saxatilis (striped sea-bass)
Lineage: Eukaryota; Metazoa; Chordata; Actinopteri; Moronidae
Product: latent-transforming growth factor beta-binding protein 2-like
Exons: 7
Coding region: 437-1540 (367 amino acids)
Molecular function (GO): calcium ion binding
Source: RefSeq, a predicted model, not a curated record